AUGACUACUGGGAGAAAUGAGCAUUGCCGGCGUGGGCACCAAUUAAAUUACAAAACCAAUUCUUUCAUCUGCGACGGCUGCCAGGAAAGGGGAUAUGGCUCUCACUACCGAUGCGAAAUCUGCAACUUCGACCUUCACAAGGAAUGUCAUCUCCCUUCUCUCACCAUCCUCCAUGAUCAUCAAGCUGGAAGAGGAGGAGGAUACAACAAAUUCGACUUCCACCACCAUCCGUCCCUCCACCGCCUCUUCUGUGAUGCCUGCGGUAGGCCUAUCCAUGGCUUCUUCUACCACUGCAAGGACCGUGGACAGGACCUCCACCCUUGCUGCGCCAAUCUUCCCCAAAAGAUCCACUUACCCGAUACAGACAUGUUCCUAAUUAGUACUAUUAUUAAUAAUGUUGCAGCAGGUUCUUCAACUUGUUUCCAUUGCAAGAAAACCACUUUGUGGGAGAACAACCACGGCGUGCCGGGGUGGUCAUACGUGUCUCACUGCGGGCUUCAUUGGUGCCACGUUUAUUGUCUCAUGAAGAUAAUGGAGCGACAGAUGCGUCAUCGGCGCUCACUUGAGUCGUCUAGGACUAGGACUACUACCGGUACCGGCGAAUCUUCUUGGUGGGACAUUCUCUCAAAUUCAUCAAUUACUCUAAUACAACUUAUCACCACUGGUACUGCUGACCCAACUUCCACUUUAAUCGAUAUCAUCACCGCCGGCGGAUGA
Molecule: messenger RNA, 717 nt
Organism: Impatiens glandulifera
Lineage: Eukaryota; Viridiplantae; Streptophyta; Magnoliopsida; Ericales; Balsaminaceae
Exons: 1
Coding region: 1-717 (238 amino acids)
Source: RefSeq, a predicted model, not a curated record